Molecule: messenger RNA, 6161 nt
Organism: Amphiprion ocellaris (clown anemonefish)
Lineage: Eukaryota; Metazoa; Chordata; Actinopteri; Pomacentridae
Gene: amigo1
Product: adhesion molecule with Ig-like domain 1
Exons: 3
Coding region: 717-2243 (508 amino acids)
Biological process (GO): brain development
Molecular function (GO): protein binding
Source: RefSeq, a predicted model, not a curated record
CGCUAAAAACCACGUCAACCACUGCAGCAGCAGUAGCAGCAGCAGCUCUGAGCGGGGAGCAGCAGGCCUGUGAGGAGCCACAGGAAGCUCGUCAGCCACAGACUGCUCAUUCUUAAUUAUCUGCAUGGCUGCUGAUGGGAGCAGACGAGAACCGGACCUGCUCAAGAUGCGCCAGAUAUCUGCAAAAGACGGACGUGCGGGGGUCGUGCGUGUCCAAGGCGGGUUCUGAGAUCAGACAGUGAAGCUGAAACAGGGUCGCUCAUCGAUGGUUGUUAGUUAAAAGACGUGCGCUGUCUGCUCUUUACGUAAUCUUUCUUUUUGCGUAAUUUUGCGCCGGGUGUUGGAUGUGCUCGUGGAGCGGGAUUAUUUUGGCCAGUAGAUCUCCGGAGCUCUCCCUCCUCCCCGCAUCCGCUGCUGUGUCUGAGAAGAGUCUCAGUUAUUCUUUGUUAUGUGUGUGUUUGCAGCAGCAUUGUAAACAAACGAGGAGCUGUUUUAAUGAAAGCCAGCGUCCCUGCAUCCCGGGUGAAGAAUUGGUGCAAUGCAACGUUUGCACAGCUCUUCCACAGAAAAAAAAAACACGCCAAGGACACUCCAGAAUAUAUGGAAAAACCCUUCAAUCAGCAAUGUGCCUGGGAAUCCUCCAGCUGCUCCUCCAUGCUUUAUUCUGAGAAUGGGAUCGUAGUGAACCUCCCUGGGAUUUAGAAACAACUGCUAGCAUGUUGCAGCCUUCCACCAGAGCAGGUGACAGCCUGUUGGAAGCGUUACCUCACUGGAGUCAGAGAUGGGCCCUGCUCCUUGCCCUCUGCUUGGCUCUGCUCUGGCUUCCAGAUGCAGCUGGAUCUGCGCUAAACUGCCACAAGACGUGCAUCUGCGCCUCCAACAUAGUGAGCUGCUCCAAGAUGAAUCUGACCACCGUCCCGACUGGUCUACCGCUCUACACCGCUGUGCUGGAUCUCAGCUACAAUGAGAUAAUACGGCUGCGAUCAGAGUGGACCCCGGUGAAGCUCCCAAACCUUCACAACCUCCUGCUCAGCCACAACGGUCUCCACUUCCUCUCCUCAGAGGCGUUCAUAUAUGUGAAGCACCUGCGCUACUUGGACCUGUCCUCAAACAACUUGCAGCAUCUGGAUGAGUUCAUCUUUGAACCUUUGGUCAACCUGGAAGUCCUCUUGUUGUACAAUAACCAGAUUUCACAGAUCGACCGCACAGCUUUUAUCACCAUGAUCAACCUGCAGAAGUUGUACCUGAGCCAGAACCAAAUCUCCCGCUUCCCUGUCGAGCUGGUGAAGGAUAAGUCACGCCUGGAGAAACUCAGCCUCCUGGACGUGUCCUCCAACAGGAUCAAGGUGUUGCCCAUCGAUGAGCUCCAGGUGCUCCCCGCCUAUUUUAAAAAUGGCCUCUACUUCCACAAUAACCCUCUGCUGUGUCACUGUGAUCUCUACACACUCCUCGCCCACUGGUACAUUCGAAAGCUCAACUCUGCCAUUGACUUCAAAGACGACUACACAUGUAUUCUGCCCGGUCCACUAAAACAACAAGUCAGCAUUUUUGAGCUCAGUGGUGAGAAUAUGAACUGCAGCACGUUCAAAGAGGAAGAUCGGGAGGCAUUUCUGGAGCAAACACUGACCCUUAACUGCGACACCAAACACAGGGGCAUGUCAAAGACCUGGACGACGCCUGGUAACGUGCCGGUCGUAUCUGGAAGCAACCAGACAGCCAAAGUCCUGAGAGACGGGAGUCUGCAGAUCAGUCCAGUCAGGUCUGAGGACUCGGGGACCUACACAUGCUUUGCCAUGAGCGAGGCCUUCAAUGAGACUAUCUAUGUGGUGCUCAAGGUUUACAACUUCACCAUGCAUGGGGGCGGAGAGACCCUGAACACAGGCUACACCACCUUGGUGGGCUGCCUGGCCAGCGUGGUGCUGGUGCUUAUGUACCUUUACUUGACGCCAUGUCGCUGUUUCUGCUGCCCCAGCAAGGGUAAGAAUCGAGGAGAGGACAGUAUCCACUCCUCAAUGCUCAGCGUGACACCGACUCACGAGGACCCAGCGCUCAAGGCCGAGCUGAACAGGCACGUGGCGUUCAUAGACUCCAAGGACUUGCAGGGCCAGAACGGCAAGCUGAACCCCAACGGGGACGAGGACGAUGACGAUGCAGAGGCUGGUUCUCUUAUGAAGGGGAAGAGGAAGAAGUCAGUAGCAGAGUCCAUUAGCUCCGUCUUCUCAGACACUCCCAUGGUAGUCUGAGAUGAGACUGGCACAGACAGCAGACGCCACAUGACUGGAUGUAUGCGGUACAACGUGAGCCACGUUUUAGUUAAAGUAAACUGUGACAGUGGAAGAACGCGGUGGAGGGACGUUCAUCUGUGGUUGCUGGCAAGUGGAAAGAACAAUCUCAAAGGUAUUAAAAAAAACUAAAAACUGUCUUGUUGUCAGAAAGGACAAUAGACAGAACUUUUCCAGCAUUUUAAUCAGUAGCACUUAAUAUUCAUACUGUGAAGGAAUGGCAGUGAGCAUGGACAGUGGAAACUAGAAGUCUUAUGAGAGUAAAACGUAGGUGAUACGCUGUUGAUAUCAGCACUCAGGAAGUGAUACAUUAAACUGCAAAGUGUGGGAAAUACAUACAAUAAAUUGCACAGGUUGUAAUUAGAUUUUUGAAAAAAACAUAAUAGUUCACUCAUGAUAUGUAUUGAAACCAUGGCUGGCUCAUAAUUAUAUUUAUUAAGAAGGAUUAGAAUAGGUUGCAUCUUACAUAAACAUUAGAGCAUAGGUAGAUUUACCCCUCCUAUAUGAACAGAGACUUAGACUGACGUCACCAGGCUGUGUGGUAUUAACCUUGAGUCAUCUAUAGUGAAACAGCAUGCCAUCGAACCACAUUAUUAGAGAUUUUAGACUGAUCUAUACGAGUGGGAGAGAGGAAAAAUGGAUUCUUCAGAUGUUUAGUCAUUUACCUUGAGACUGCAGUAGCACAAAUGUAUUCAGAGGCCAACUAAAGGUCGUUUUCAUCCUACUUCAUAGUUGUCUUAGUUACAAAUUUAAUCAGACUGAUUCGUAGUCAUAGUCAUGUACAGUGAUAUAGGAGACAGCUGUUUUUUCCUUCACCGUGUUAAGGGAUCAAUUUACAUAGAUCUAUGGUACAAAAUUGCUAACCAGCUUGUGGCAGAUCAUUGUUCUUUACAUGAACAAGAGUUGCCUCUUAGUUCCUGCACAUCCACAGUGUAAUCCAAAAGAAACCUUUGCAGCCUUACUCAAUUAAAAAACUUGGAACGCCUCCAACAGACACACAUUAGGUGCAGGGAAAUAUUUUGUAUUGACUAAUUAUCAACAUGUUGCGUGAAUUCUGUAUACACACAGGUGCCACAGUCCUUACAAGGACCAACGUGCUUCUGUUUGUCGUCCACUGAGGUGACAUUUACUGUCGAGUUUGACUCCUCCUAUGGGCCGAGUUGUAGUAUCAGGAAAGUAAAUAUCAAGCCAGUGAUCACAACUGGAACCUUUAAACUACAUCCUGGGAUAUUUUUAAUGUACAAAAAACAAACUUGUAUUCAUAAGUCAUAAAAUUAGUCAUAGAUUUAAGUAUCUGAUCUUACAUUUUGCUCAGAAUAACAGUUCCUGUUCUCAGCGUCACACUUAAAAUGUAGCUGUUCUGCUCUGUGGUAGUAAGAAAAUGAUUUAGUUUGUAUUAGCAGGUAAACAUUUAGAUUCUAAAUAACGGUUCCUCCAGAAAACUAAGCUUAUGAAUAACAUUGCACAUUAUUUGACAGGAAAGCAGGAAAGAGUUAAGAAACACAGAGGGCCUGGAGUCUUUGAAAAGAUCCCUUUGUCUCAGCAUUUAUUAUUGAAUCUAUGGUAAAAUUAAUUCAACAUGCAAGACCUGAUACACCACGCAUGUUUCAUUAACAAUAUUAAAACAGGAGACGGUGUCCCUGCAUAAACAAGAAAGCAAUUUCAGAAAACUGCGUUCAUGUCGUAAUACAACAAGGCUAGUCUGGCAUAAAUGCUAAUUGCAUCUUUUGAUGGGACGUAGCUUCCCUCUGCUUUCCAUGUCUUUGUCUCACCGAGGUGGAGGGGAUCAGUGUGUUAUCAUGAGUCACAGCAGCACAAAGCCUUUCUCUCUGGCUCCCUCUACACUGACAGCCUCAAUUCAGCCCAGAUGCGUUUGUUUGUGUACCUCUGCCAUUAUGAGCCUGCCCUUACUUAAAUUCAAAAGCAAUCAUUCAAUCAGGCCUUUAAUGUGAUGCCCUUUAAGUAGUCUGCAGUUUAUUUAUGAGGGAAACGCCUGAGGCUUUCAUUGAACAUUUGCACUCGAGCUGAGUCAUACGGUCAGGAAGUACCGCCUAAAGCAAGAAUCUCUGCGUUCAAAAACCACCAUGAUAAAAUUUGAUAGUUAUGUAAGUUAUGUAUGCUAGCUCUCUGUUAAUGCUGAGAUGCACACAUUUUUGGGUGCAAUAAGUUUUUACGCAAAAAUUGGUGUAAUUUUCACAGUUGCCGUGCGCACCGCAGCAUCUUCUGUGUGGGUGAGAAAAGGAAGUCACACUCAUCAGAGAGGUGGUGUGUGAAUCAUUCCGCUUUCUCACACAUUGGAAUAUCAGGUGUAGACUUAGAGAGCAGCAAAAAUACCACGACGCACUCAAAUAAAGCCGCAUUUAGCACCGCCGCAGACUGGUCACAGGUGGCCAAGAAUCUGUCACAUUUGAAGGGUCUUGCCCUCUGGAAUCUAAAAUAUACGUGCUGAGAAGCCAAAAUCUAAAACCAUACACAGGUAUUACAGUGAUGGAGUAGCACAAUAAAUUACCAGGUCAUUGUGGAUUAUGUUUUCCCUGCAGUAACCCAGUGUCAAUCCAGUUCAAUCUACUGUGGCUAAUGGGUGGUUGCAGUUCUGUAUAGAGAAAAAACAAAGUGCUAUGGUCCCAACAUACAGGAGAAAAGUGGCUGCGUUCUCUCCAAAGCAAAUCUGCCUUCCUAUAUAUAUAUCUAUAUAUACAGUAUAUAUAUGUAAUGAGACUCACUUUCUGUGUUCAGUAUUGAUUAGUUGUGUACUACUAUGUUCUACCAGUGUAAUGACUGUAUUCUUGUAUAAUCCGAUGUUGUUCAUUUUGCAUUUUGUCCGCCGCUGUGCUACUGUUAGUUGUCUCUACAUUCAAGUCUUGAUAUAAAUGUUUAUUUUUUAAGCAGGGUGGGGUUUAGUUUUUUAUCGAAAGAGGAUGUAUUUCACACUCGACAGGUGAGGAAUAUGGCUAAACGGAGAAUAUAUUUGAUCCUGUAUCAAAAAAAACAAAAAAACUGCAUGGGAAGAGUACCAGUUUUGACCUGAAUAUGAUACAUCCUAAUGGGCAGUGAGUAUGUAGCCGCCAGUAAUAUUCAGUCAGUGUUUGACUUUACUCAUGAAGCCAUAAUCAGUUUAAAAAACAAACACAGCGCUUUAUCAGAUGGAUGUCAUGUGUGAUCAUGAAGGGAGCUCUACGUAGGAUGAUUAAAGCAACAAGUUUUCUGUCUGUAAAAAACUUUAUUUUUAAUAAUAAGUUAAGAAAAAAAGAGCCAGGGAUUUAUUAUAGGGAAAUCAAGAUAAAUCCAUAUAUAACAAGGGGCUCUGAAUGACUUUACAGACAGCGUGCAAUUAAAUCUUCUCAGGACUUUGUCAGUUCUAGUGUAAUAUGAUGUGAAACCUCAUGAUUGCAUUUUCAUAUUUGCAAUAUAUCAAAAAGGCACAAUGUUUGGUUUUGAGAUCCCUGCAGUUUACAGGCCCUUAGCUAUUUACUGUAAUGGUACAUUAACUCAGUUCUCACAGAUUAGGGAGGAGAGCGUUCUCUCACUGCCCGGCACCCAUCUCCAUUCAUCUGACUAUGAAGUAGCAAUUAUGGGAACAUCCAUGAGGUGGUGAGGCUAAAAGCUUGCUGCUUUAACCGAGUGCUACAAACAAGUGUCCGCGGGACACGAAGAGAGCUUUUAAAAGCAUUAAAAGCACUAAGUUUAUUGACCACUGCUUCAAAGAUGAGAUUGUUGGUCACUGCCAGAAAAACUGAAAGGUCUCACAGCGAAAGUGGAAUGGCUUUGCAUGAUAUGCUUAAGAGCUUCUCUGACUGCAGGAUAGGUGCAAACCAGUAGGCAUUAAAGAAAAGGAAUACUGAAAUAUAUCAUUUGACUUAAUAAAAGGAUUGAGAUUUA